GGCAAUUUUAUUUCGGUGCCGACCCGACCCAUAAUCCCUAAAUUACGAAUUGGAGCUGUCCCCUUUUCGGACACCACAAACUGUGAGCUUUCAGGUCUUUUCCGUCGCCGGCCACCGGACGCUGGAGGACGUGCUUGCAGCGAUCACAAAUCACUGCAUAUUUCGUUGCUCCGAAUUCUUAGCUUUUGCAGGGAUUCCAGCCAGCUCUUGCAUAUCUUGGAUUUAAGCUUUACCAAUGGCUGAUGACUUGGGAAAAGGAAUUGAAAAUGGUUCUGUGAACUCAAAAGAAGUAGAGAAGCCUCAGAUUGAGCCCAUAAGAUUGCCCACAGUUGAGGAAAUUCGUGGCCAAGACAUUUGGAACAAUUGUGCAAUGCGCAGUGUUGUUAGUGGAGUAAUGGGAGGUGGGCUUGGCCUCUUCAUGGGUUUGUUUCUUGGAGCACUAGACAACCCACUGAUGCAGGAGGAAAUGACUGGCAGACAACAGCUUGUAUAUCAAGCAAAGCAGAUGGGGCGAAGGAGUUGGAGUUCAGCCAAAGCAUUUGCUGUUAUGGGUUUUAUAUUCUCAGCUGCUGAGUGUGUUGUUGAGAAGGCAAGAGCAAAACAUGACAUAACAAAUACUGUUGUUGCUGGAUGUGCUACUGGAGGUGCAAUAUCAGCAAAAGGUGGUCCAAAAGCAGCAUGUGCCGGUUGUGCUGGCUUUGCGGCAUUCUCCGUCGUGAUAGAGAAGUUUUUAGAGAGACAUGAGUAAGUAAAUUGACGUCAGCGAAUUUUGUAUUCAUUAAUCAUAGUUUGAGUUCUUGGAGAAAAAAUCUUUUGCCCAUUUGAUAAAGGAACAUGAGAGGGAGCACAUAUUUAUUUCACAUCUCUAUGGAAUUUAUAUACAAUGUCAUUGGUGGAUGCUUCUCCAAACUGGGGAAAGCUCUGAUGUAAUAAUAUCAUUUAGUAUUAGCUAAUUUAAAUAGUUUUUUUCCUAAUGCAUUCCUAUGUCUGUAAGAAUUUAUGGUACAUUCUUACACUUCUAAA
This is a messenger RNA of Gastrolobium bilobum, 1023 nucleotides long. RefSeq names its product mitochondrial import inner membrane translocase subunit TIM22-4. The record is from RefSeq and is a predicted model, not a curated record. The transcript has 5 exons. Gene Ontology annotation, biological process: protein insertion into mitochondrial inner membrane. NCBI's taxonomy places the organism in Eukaryota, Viridiplantae, Streptophyta, Magnoliopsida, Fabales, Fabaceae. Gene Ontology annotation, cellular component: TIM22 mitochondrial import inner membrane insertion complex. Gene Ontology annotation, molecular function: transmembrane protein transporter activity. The coding region runs from base 236 to 748 and encodes 170 amino acids.